This is a messenger RNA of Mugil cephalus (flathead mullet), 3092 nucleotides long. RefSeq names its product QKI, KH domain containing, RNA binding 2 (gene qki2). The transcript has 7 exons. The record is from RefSeq and is a predicted model, not a curated record. Gene Ontology annotation, biological process: regulation of mRNA splicing, via spliceosome. Gene Ontology annotation, cellular component: nucleus. Bases 424 to 1374 code for a protein of 316 amino acids. NCBI's taxonomy places the organism in Eukaryota, Metazoa, Chordata, Actinopteri, Mugiliformes, Mugilidae. Gene Ontology annotation, molecular function: mRNA binding.
CCCACUCGUGCUGCCGCUCUACUGUAAUCAUAUGAUAGGGAGUCGGUCCCCGCUGCAGAAUACCGACACACCGGGCGGACACAAGCGGAGCAGCCGGGGCGGAGGAGACCAGUUGAUGGCAAAGCUGUAGCCGGUGGCUGAAGAAGUCUCGGUUAGAGUGUCAGGCAGAGACAGACUCCCCCCGCCACGCAAAUAGGAACUUUUCCAAACUCCGGAGAGAGUCGGGCUGAGGGGGGAACCGCUCCGAAGAAGACUCACAAACCGAAUUGGAGUCGAUUUAACCCGGACACUUUUACUCUCAGAGGGUCGCGGCCGGUGGAGUCCCCCCUGGAAUCUUUUUCGGGGUUAGUUUAAAAUAUAUAUUUUUAUUUAAAAAAAAAAAAUCCCCGUUAUUUUAUUUUUUUAUUUUAAAAAAGAAGGAAGAUGGUUGGGGAGACAGAGGUGAAGGAGAGACCCAAGUCCAACCCGGACUAUCUAAUGCAGCUGAUGAACGACAGGAAGGUGAUGAGCUCGCUGCCCAACUUCAGCGGCAUCUUCACGCAUCUGGAGCGGCUGCUAGAUGAAGAAAUCGGCCGGGUACGCAAGGACAUGUACAACGACACACUGAACGGCGGCAUGUUCAACGGCCGGGACAUGGAGGAGCUCCCCGAAGCCAUCGGCCCCGUGGCCCAGCUGCAGGAGAAGCUCUACGUGCCUGUAAAAGAGUACCCCGACUUCAACUUCGUAGGGAGGAUCCUGGGCCCACGUGGGUUGACGGCCAAACAACUGGAGGCAGAGACCGGCUGCAAGAUUAUGGUGCGAGGAAAGGGCUCCAUGAGAGACAAGAAGAAGGAGGAGAUGAACCGAGGGAAGCCCAACUGGGAGCACCUCAGCGAGGACCUCCACGUCCUGAUCACGGUGGAGGACACACACAACCGGGCCAAGAUCAAGCUCCAGCGAGCCAUCAACGAGGUCAAGAAACUUCUGGUGCCCGCUGCUGAGGGGGAAGACAACCUGAAGAAAAUGCAGCUGAUGGAGCUGGCCAUUCUGAACGGGACCUACAGAGACGCCAAUGUCAAGACGCCCACCGCCGCCUUCCCUCUAGCGACCCCUCAGGCGCCGAGGAUCAUCACAGGCCCGACGCCCGUCCUGCCCCCCACCUUGCGCAACCCCGCCCCCGUCACCACGCCCACCAUCAUGCCUCUGAUCCGUCAGAUCCAGAGCUCCGCCCUCGUGCCGGGAGGCAACCCGCAUCCGGCCCUGGUGCAGCAAGGGCCCGAAUCCGGAAUCAUCUACACGCCCUACGAGUAUCCCUACACACUCACGCCCUCCAUAUUGGAAUACCCGAUUGACUCAACUGGAGUUUUAGGUAUGGCUUUCCCAACCAAAGGCUAAGCGAUAGCAACCCUUCCUAGCACACACACGGACUGGCUUGCAGAGACCACCCCCACCCCACCCUUCCAACCCCUCCCCUCCCAUCCCUUCCCCUCCCCUCUCCCCUCCCCUCCCUACGUACUCGUCCCCACACAGCAAAUACUCAAAGUUUGCUUAUACUUUAGGAUGUCAGAUUCCUCGACAGUCAUUCUGUAGUCAAGUGUCCAUUCCUGUUAAUUUCCUCUUUGUAUUAGCAGACUAGCGUUGUGGUGUGACAGCUACUUAACUUUUUUUUAAUAGUUCAGCUUCCGCUUGUAAUUUGUUAACACAUUUUAGUGAACCCGUAGAUAUUAUAGAGCUGCUGUUUGUGAUUUAACAUAUGUUAAAGCUUAUUCUGAUCACAGAGCUAUUAGAGUGACUUUGCUUACAGCCGAAUCUACUAGUGAAGCUUAGUGAAGAAGUUAGCGGUUUGGGUUAAUAUUUUCUCUAGAGAACAGAAGACCACAAAACAACAUAAAUUCUGUCUCUUAGACGAUUUUUUAUUUUUUUAUUUUUUAUUUUUUUCACUUAUUUUCACCCUCAGCCUUGAACACUUCUGUAAAUUCCUGGUUUCACUGAUGUUGGUGCCAUGGGUGGGCUGUCUGAUGUCUUUCUGAUGAGUAACCUUCUGUGUUCUGUUUUGGGCGAUGUCAAUGGCUGUUAGCAGGUGCCAUGACCACUAAGGUACGACGCCACGACAAGAGAAUCCAUCCUUACCAAAGGGUAGUGACCACAGACAGAGGUUAGUUAGCUCACCAGCCACUUUAUGUGUAUGCGUGUGUGUGUGUGUGUCUGUGUGUGCGUGCGUGUGUGUUGGCGUGCGUGUGUGUGCAUGCAGACCAAUGGACCAAUUUCAGUUUACAUGUGUCUGUAAUACGGCAUGCCUUAAAGAGAAAUAACGGUAUCAGGCGAAAAGGUCAGAAGCCUUUUCCGUGUAAAAUGUGAAAACAGUAUUUGUAGUGAAAGUGAAAUGGGUGAGGAGGUCGGGAGGAACCAUGUGAGGGGGCGACAGCUGCGGCGGUUUAUCUUUGCCCGCCUGUUAGCUUAAACUGGACCCUCUCAAUUAGAAUGGAUCGCUCCGUUCAUGUGACUCGGUCCUUGUGACUCUGGAUUUGGAGUCCUCGCUCAGAACGUAUUUGUUGUUGUUUAUUUCUUCAGUACUACUUUUUUGACCCUACACAUGCUGUGGGAAGUUUUAUUUAUGCCCAACUUCAUUCCACUAGAUUUCCACAGAUGUUUUUUUUUUUUUUUUCCUUUUUUUAUUACUACCUUUAAUUAAAAUCCUGUGUUAUGCCCACUUACUACAUGACACUUCAAGUAAACGUGAUUGUCUUUUUCUAAAGGUCAUUCAAUUCAACGUGAUCUUUAGUUUUUACUACUAAAACACAGCGUGUGAUAACUACUGAAGUCUGUGUUACAAGCUCUUUUGUAUGAAAUACUGUUGUUUGUGGUCUUAUCAGUUGCCCACUGGACUUUAUCAUUGGGGCUGUUUACAUCUUCCAUUUAUUUCCUAGCCAGAGUGGUGCUGUUACCAUGUAUUUAGCUGCAAAAUAAAUUUGUAUAUAGGGAUUUUAAGUGCUUAUAUGAAGCUUAUGGAACAAGAUCGCUUGGAAAUACUUGUAGUUUUUUGUUUUUAGUUUGUAAAUUUUUAUUUUUGUUUUUAUGGUAUGCUUUUUAUAGAUGAAGUGUCUCCAUGUAAA